This is a messenger RNA of Lathyrus sativus (Indian pea), 492 nucleotides long. NCBI's taxonomy places the organism in Eukaryota, Viridiplantae, Streptophyta, Magnoliopsida, Fabales, Fabaceae. The record is from the annotation of a GenBank genome assembly.
AUGAAAAAAAAGGUUUUGUCUUUGGUACGAUCUUCCCUCCGUCCAUCUCCAUCCAAAUCCUCCAUCACCGCCUCAACAUCGAGACUCUCUUCUCAAUCACGUCCUUCUCCUUCCCCUUCCCCUUACUUUCUCAACCGUGUAACGGAAUACGCCACCGCGGCUGCCGCUGCAUCUCCCGUUCCUCCUCCAGUUAGGAAAGUUUGCGGCGGUGAUGGAAAGAUUACUGAUGAACAUACAGGGAAAGGUGCCAUUGGACAUAUUUGUGCAAUCAUUGGUGCUGUAGUGAAUGUGAGAUUCGAAGAUGGAGUGCCUCCGAUCCUUACCGCGCUUGAGGUUCUUGAAGGCUCGCAACAGAUUGUGUUGGAGGUUGCUCAACAUUUAGGUCAGGGUGUUGUUAGAACUAUUGCUAGGCUACUGAAGGUGUUGUUAGAGGAUGGCGUGUUCUCGAUACCGAAUUCUAUUUAUUGCUAUUUCAGAGAUUUCAGAGAUUGA